AUGUGCUGGGGCCAAGGUUCAUACGGAGCUCUCGGCCUCGAAAACCACGGAUCCUACUCAGAUUCACCGGCACCAAUCCCAACUGGCCCGAUAGACCUUGCAAAGGCACUGUCUAUAGGAGAAUACCAUCAUUGUGUCAUCCUGAAUGAUGAUUCGCUUGUGUGCUGGGGCGCCAAUUCAGUCGGCCAGGUUGGUGUGGGCGAUACAACAUUUAGGGCAUCUCCGACUCCCGUGACACUGGGCUCAGGUCGUACCGCAAAAGCCGUUGCUCUUGGGUAUUACUACACGUGUGCGAUUCUCUCAGACGACUCGCUUUCAUGCUGGGGCUCUAACAAUGGCGGGCAACUCGGAGUCGGUGACACCACGAACAGAAACUCGCCUACUGCUGUGAGCCUCGGAUCAUCCACGGUGAAAGCCGUUGCUCUUGGGCAAUCCCACACAUGUGCGAUUCUCUCAGACGACUCGCUUUCAUGCUGGGGCCAGAAUAACUACGGGCAACUCGGAGUCGGUGACACCACGAACAGAAACUCGCCUACUGCUGUGAGCCUCGGAUCAUCAACGGCGAAAGCCAUUGCUCUUGGGGAGUCCCACACGUGUGCAAUCCUGAACGAUGACUCCGUGAAAUUUUGGGGGUACAACUAUUACGGGCAACUUGGGAUCGGUGUAUGGAUGGGGAAUGAAAACCCUCCAUCGGGUCUGUCUCCGGUGGACCUCGGCUCAGGGCGUACAGCUAAGAAGCUCUCAGUAGGACAACAUCACACGUUUGCGAUUCUCGACGACGACUCUUUAGUUGGUUGGGGUAUCAACACCAAUUACCAGCUGGGACUCGGCGACGCGGUGAGCAAGAACCGUCCGCAAAGGGUU
Micromonas commoda is the source of this 864-nucleotide messenger RNA. RefSeq lists its product with no specific name. The record is from RefSeq and is a predicted model, not a curated record. The transcript is spliced from 2 exons. The annotation marks the transcript as partial. NCBI's taxonomy places the organism in Eukaryota, Viridiplantae, Chlorophyta, Mamiellophyceae, Mamiellales, Mamiellaceae.